AUGGCUCUCGAGCGAGAAAACAGUGAGGAUGGACCUUGGAGGAGAGAUAGCCCAGGGUCAGUCCAACAUCCAGAAAGUCCUAGGCUUACCAACCCUUCCUGGAAAGAAAGAGAAGAAAAUAACAGUGUGGAAAGUCACCAGGAUAAUCAGGAGGGCUCCAGAAAGCCUCACCUGCCUUCCAUCGUGGUGGAAGCCUCUGACGUGAACAAAGAGGAGAGUGGGCAGCUCCCGUGGGAAGAGCUGCUACUGCUUGAGGAGGAGGAGGAGGAGGAGGAGGAGGAGGAGGAAGAGACUGAGGUCUUCCAGGACCAAAGUGAAGAGCCAGUCCCUGCAGGCUGGACUUGGAGCCCCGUGGGCCCCAGAUCUACUUUAAGAAUCUUUAAGCCAGAUCUCAGCUGGGGGCCAGAACAAGAUACCUCCUGGAGUGCUGAGGACCAAGAAGCCUCCAACCCUUGGCCUCCUUGGGACCCAACAAGCUCCCAUGUCUAUAGAAGCCACUUUGUGGAAUAUUCCCAUCUCCUGCUUCCCAGGAGCACUGAGGGUAAGCACUGA
Erinaceus europaeus (western European hedgehog) is the source of this 552-nucleotide messenger RNA. It is a transcript of the gene LBHD1, whose product is annotated as LBH domain containing 1. The record is from RefSeq and is a predicted model, not a curated record. Lineage: Eukaryota; Metazoa; Chordata; Mammalia; Eulipotyphla; Erinaceidae. The transcript is spliced from 3 exons. Bases 1 to 552 code for a protein of 183 amino acids.